AUUGCUUCCUUGAGAGAGAAUUCAGUACAGUGAAAAUGAAGAUGCCAUUGUUUAUCCUUUCCUUAGCCAUUUUAGUUUCUGCUAGUCUAGGAGAAGCUGUGCAGGCUUCUGAUAUCAAUGGCGUACUUGUGGAAGAAAACCCAAUUCGCGAGGUAACAGACCAUGAGUUUGCAAAAGGGUUGUUCACUGCAGAGACCCAUUUCGCCCAUUUUAUUAAAAAGUUCAAUAAGAAAUAUUCAGGGGAGGAAGAGCAUGCUCACCGCUUCUCCAUAUUCAAGAUCAAUCUAAGAAAGGCUAUGCACCACCAGAAUUUAGAUCGUUUGGCUGUUCAUGGUAUCACUAAGUUUUCCGAUUUGACAGAGGAGGAAUUUCGUCACCAUUAUCUGGGUCUCAGGGGACCCCUCUCCAUUAACUCCCCUGCCCCUGUGCUGCCCACUGAUGAUUUGCCUGAGGACUUUGAUUGGAGAGAGCAUGGAGCUGUUACUCCUGUCAAAAAUCAAGGUAGCUGUGGAUCUUGUUGGACAUUUAGCACAACAGGAGCCAUGGAAGGAGCCAAUUUCUUAAAGACUGGAAAGCUGGUUAGCCUCAGUGAGCAACAGCUUGUAGAUUGCGACCAUGAGUGUGAUGCUGCAGAACCAGAUGAGUGUGACUCAGGUUGCAAUGGUGGGCUUAUGACAACUGCCUAUCAAUAUGUCCUCAAAGCUGGUGGGCUUCAAAAAGAAGAAGACUAUUCAUACACUGGAGUUGAUGGGACCUGCAAGUUUGACAACACCAAAAUUGCAGCCAAGGUUGCUAACUUUAGUACUGUUUCCAUUGAUGAAGAUCAAAUUGCAGCCAAUUUGGUCAAGAAUGGUCCAUUAGCAGUGGGUAUCAAUGCUGCUUACAUGCAAACUUAUAUAGGAGGGGUAUCCUGCCCAUAUGUUUGUAGCAAAAGAAAUCUAGAUCAUGGAGUAUUGCUCGUAGGAUAUGGUGUAUCAGGUUAUGCCCCAAGUAGAAUGAAGGAGAAGCCAUACUGGAUCAUCAAGAAUUCAUGGGGUCCUGACUGGGGUGAACAGGGUUACUACAAAUUGUGCAGAGGAGCCAAUGUCUGUGGAAUCAACACCAUGGUUUCUACUGUUGCUGCAGCGACAAUCAAUGAUGAAUAGACAAACAUUUGUCUGUCAAACUUUGUACAGAUUUAUUUUCUUUAUGUAUUGAACAUUUAAGGCUGAAAUCGUCAGCCAAAAAUGCUUCACCCUGUGAAUAGUUUGAAGGGAAUUGCAUGUCUAUGACUCAAAAAAUUUAAUGUUGUAAUGUUUUCAAAUCUAGAUUGCUCAGGCAACUGGCAACUGGGCCUUACUGACUUGGGGAAUACAGAAAGAUUUCUUUCAUUAUAUGUAAAUGUUGUUUAUUUUAUAUAUAGUUUCAAUGUUGGCUA
This is a messenger RNA of Cryptomeria japonica (Japanese cedar), 1417 nucleotides long. Its product is annotated as cysteine protease RD19A. The record is from RefSeq and is a predicted model, not a curated record. Lineage: Eukaryota; Viridiplantae; Streptophyta; Pinopsida; Cupressales; Cupressaceae. Gene Ontology annotation, cellular component: lysosome. Bases 36 to 1145 code for a protein of 369 amino acids. Gene Ontology annotation, molecular function: cysteine-type endopeptidase activity. The transcript has 4 exons.